Messenger RNA from Spodoptera exigua (beet armyworm), 951 nucleotides. Lineage: Eukaryota; Metazoa; Arthropoda; Insecta; Lepidoptera; Noctuidae. The record is from the annotation of a GenBank genome assembly.
AUGCUACGCGCCGUACGCUUGGGUUUGGUUGUGGUCGGGCGGCGAGCUACCCUUACUCGCCGUCCACAGGCCCGCGCUUACGGUGGCCAUAGAUCGUCUCUCGAUCCCCGACGCACGGAGUGUCGCCUACUGCAGGAAGAGGACUCCCUCACGCGGUCCACCUCCUUCUUUGCGAGCAUAACUGCUUCACACAAAGAAGAGACUAAGAGUGGGAGAGUCGUGCUUCGGCACGAAUGGGUCGGCUCGACCGGAGUGAUACCACGGCCUCACAGAAAACCGGCUUCGACGCUGACACCAGUUCGAGCAGUCACGCCAGUCUCAGUACUACCCGACAGUCUGCGAGUACAGCGAUAUCGUAGCCAUGAAGUUCAUUGUGUGUGUCUUCUUAAUGUUAGUGAUCCUGGAGGGAUUCUAUUGUGCACCGUAUUACUACGAUUCGUCAUCAUCAUCAUCGUCUACAUCAUACUCAAAUACUUUUACAAACAGAGGGAAUUACAAUGCUCUUAUCGUUGGUGGCGGAAUGAGCUCGAACAUGAUCCGAAAUAUUCUUCAAGCAACUCUUACUGGCGGUGACGACCAGUCAACGCCUUGUUGUUGAUUAGGAGAUGAUAUGGAGUAAGACGUCGUAUGAAUUGUGUUUCACUUUGUGAGUUAAGUUGCCGGAGGCACAAUCCUCGUCCUCAUCCAAUCUGAAUCAUCAAAUCUGUGAACUCCAAAUCUCCUUAAGGCUAGCAUUCGUAAUUCAACGCAACUAGUAAAAAAAAUUAUGAUCAGGAUAUACUUCAUAAGAGUUCUUGGUUCAAUGAAGCACAUUAUACCUCCGUCACAGAAAAUGGAAUGCAGUCGCCAGCCUAUCAUGUAUUUCUUUGUUUUGCUUCUAGUCUUAGUCGCUUAUGUAAUAUGGUAGUUAUUAAUAUUUUUUUAAAUUAAUUAUUUGUUAUCAUGACACAA